Aspergillus puulaauensis is the source of this 2517-nucleotide messenger RNA. Its product is annotated as F-box and WD domain protein. NCBI's taxonomy places the organism in Eukaryota, Fungi, Ascomycota, Eurotiomycetes, Eurotiales, Aspergillaceae. Gene Ontology annotation, molecular function: microtubule plus-end binding; dynein complex binding. Gene Ontology annotation, biological process: vesicle transport along microtubule; microtubule organizing center organization; nuclear migration. Gene Ontology annotation, cellular component: nuclear envelope; microtubule associated complex; kinetochore. The record is from RefSeq and is a predicted model, not a curated record. The transcript is spliced from 2 exons. Bases 1 to 2517 code for a protein of 838 amino acids.
AUGGAGAGCGAAACUGAUGCGUCGGAAGCCUCGAUUCCACUUCGUCUCUUCCCUUCCGACCUCACCGCCCCCUCUCUCUCCGCUCCCUUUAAGGUGGACGAAGGCUACUCUGAUGAUACACGAAGCCAGCUAGACAAAGAGCUCUUGCGUACUUCUUCAGACGAUGUAAUGUCUAUCCCCGAUUGGGUUCUUGCUCAUAGCGAAGUUGAGAGAGCCGAAAUUGCUUAUAACCUCCUGAGCACCUUGAGAACUUCGACUCUCGCCGCAGUGGUGGAGCGACUGUCCCCGCUAUUGCAUAUGGAUCCUGUCCUCAGACUUCCCCCCGAAAUCACCUCGGAAAUCUUUUCCUACCUUGAUCCCCAGACUUUGUUGACAGCCUCAUUAGCCUCCCAUGCUUGGCGGAACCGCGUAUUUGACUCUCGUCUUUGGAAGGAGCUUUACAUUGACGAAGGCUGGCGAGUAGAUAUCGACGCGAUUCACGCUUUCGAGCAGGAUCACUCCGGGUUCCCGUCGCCUCAGUCUCGAAAGUCGCGGUCAAGAUACGCUGAUACAGACCUGGGGGAACCAAAGCAGAAGAAGCGUGUACCUCCUGGAUGGCUGGACUCGCGCGUUAAUGGGUCGGGCGAGAAUGAUUCAAAUGCUUUGGAACUUAGACAGCAAGGACACGCAAAACCAGAUACGGAGGGUGACCACCUGAUGCAUGACGCAGCGGAUGACAGGAGCUCGUUAUUCUCUCGUGGACAAGAGCCCGAAAAUAGACAUGAGUCUACUCAGGAAAUAUUACCUUUGAAAUCGAUUGAAAGAACACGGACUAAAUCUAACAAAUCGCCUCUUCUCUUUCGAAUGCCAAGUGGCUCUGCUAAAAUCAAUUGGCCCCAUCUCUACCGACAGCGCCGGCGCUUGGAAGACAAUUGGGCCAAAGGGCGGUUCACGAAUUUCCAACUCCCGCAUCCAGCGCAUAUGGAAGAGGCCCACCGGGAGUGUGUGUAUGCUAUCCAAUUCAUCGGGAAAUGGCUCGUCAGCGGAAGUCGAGACAGGACAGUUCGAGUUUGGGACCUAGAUACAAAGAGACUCUGGCACCGACCCCUUCUUGGGCACACGAAAUCAGUAUUGUGUCUUCAAUUCGACCCUAGCCCUUCUGAAGAUAUUAUUGUAUCCGGCAGCAGCGAUAGAACUGUCAUCGUAUGGCGAUUUUCCACAGGGGAGAGGAUUCAUGAAAUUGAUACUGCACACAAUGACUCCGUCUUGAACCUCCGAUUUGAUCAUCGGUAUCUUAUUACCUGUUCAAAGGACAAGACUAUAAAAAUCUGGAAUCGGCAGACUUUGACAGCGGCUGAUGAGGACUAUCCCAAAGUUCACCUGGGGUCAGGGGUCACAUAUCCGUCAUAUAUUAUCGACACACGCGAAAUGCCUUCCCCUAUUUUAGAGGCCGAGAUUGCCAAGGGACAUAUCCGUACCUUGGCUCCUUUUUCUCUUCUGAUGACGUUGGAGGGACACACCGCUGCCGUCAAUGCCAUCCAGGUAAAUGGUGAUGAAAUUGUCUCUGCCUCGGGCGACCGGCUAAUCAAGAUUUGGAAUGUCCGCAAUGGCGCCUGUAAGAAAACGCUUAUGGGCCACGAGAAGGGUAUAGCAUGCGUUCAAUUCGAUAACCAGCGAAUUGUCAGCGGAAGCAACGAUAAUACGGUUCGUAUUUUUGAUCACACUUCCGGCGCAGAGGUCGCCUGUCUGCAUGGACAUAUCAACUUGGUCAGAACUGUCCAAGCCGGCUUUGGUGACCCUCCAGGCUCAGAAGAAGCUCUAAGGCUUGAGGCUCUAGCGGUUGACAGGGACUUCUGGAAUGCUCAGCGUUCUGGCGAAGCCGUUGACCUGGGGCCCGCUGCGCUUAGACGAGCUGGCCAUCAGCAGAAUACAGCUGGAUCAAGGAACCCCCGAGACAUCAAAGCAUUGGGUGCGCACAUUCCCCCAGGGGGAGGUGGAAGCAGAUGGGGGAGAAUUGUUUCUGGUUCGUACGACGAGUCUAUCAUUCUCUGGAAAAAGGAUACAGAGGGAAAGUGGGUUGUUGGCCAGAGACUGCGACAUGCUGACGCCGCUGCGCGCGCCUCUUACCCACGCCCUAGUGCUCCAGGUGGCAAUGCCUUUGCAGCCCAGGGUCUUGCUGGGACGUCACAGCCGUCGUCUUCUGUUCUUACGCCUGGCAUACCCCCCAAUCAACAAGGGGACUCAAGCUCAGACGCGACAGCCCAGCCAUCGACGAUAGCCCAGGGAACCCCAAGCCGACCAAACCCUCCUCAAGGACCGCCUAUCACCAGCCUUCUUGCCGCUGCAAGCUUCUACAAUACUCAGCCCCGUGUCCUACCUGCUGCCCCAGCUUCCACCCCAACAUCCAGAAUAUUCAAAAUCCAAUUCGAUGCUCGCAAGAUCAUCUGCGGCAGCCAAGAUCCUCGCAUUGUGGGAUGGGAUUUUGUCUGUGAUGACGAGGAACUCGAAGAAGCUUGCCAGUUUUUCACCGGCUUAUAA